CUCUAUGCCACAGGGCUUAAAUGAAGUCUUAAAGGAGCACUUGCGAUGAGUCAAAAUAAUUCUCAAAAAGGCAAAUUUCAAGGUUUUCCGGGCAAUCAAGCACGAGGUCACACAGAUUUUGGUCAAGCUGGAUAUCCUCAAUACCCAUUUCCUCCUGGGGCCCUGUCUGGUGUACCGCAGGCCAAUGAGCUGAGCAAGCAGGUGCAAGCAGCCCAACAGCAAGGGAUGUAUGCAACAUCCACAUCCCAGGGCCAACAGUCGAUGGGACCGUCUGCCUCACCUCAGCAGCCCAAUCCCAUGAAUGCCCAACAGCAACAACAUUUGGGAAGAACGGCCCACGUCACGACCAUGCCAAACUAUUAUACUCGGAGCAAUGUGGUGCCUCGUACUCUGCCUGGCAUGGGCCGUGCCCCCCUCACAACAGUGGUGAAUCAAGGUGGAGGUGCAGGUUCUUCAGGGGGACAACAGCCCCCUUCCACUCCUCAGUACAGUCAUACGGUACAGAUGGUGCCUUCACAUGCUUUCCACCAUCAUCCCAUGCAGCCCAUUAUUGUGAAUACACAUCACCAGUUGACUGCACCACAAAUGUAUCAGCAAAGACCUAACUAUCAGCAACAGUAUUCUGUGAUUCCAGCAGGGCAGCAAAUUUAUCUGAAUAAUCAGUGGGCAAAUUACAACAGUGUUGCAGCAACUAAUUCUAAUGGCUAUUAUCAGCCCCACCCAGCUCUCUCUUCCUUUAAUGCCAUGCCGCCACAGCUGCCGCCCCAAAUGGGAGGCACUCAGCAACCUGCACAGAGCCAGCCCCUUCCUCCUGCACCCAACCGUAAAAACCCACUUCCUAUCAUAGACCCGACUACAGGAAAAAAUAUCCUGGAUGGACUGAAUCAGGAAUCAGUGACUCCACCUAGAUCUAGCACUUUGCAUGAAAAAGAAACGGAAAAUGCAGACCCCAAUAUAUGUGUUCAAUUUGCGACCCAAGUAGCUGCAGCUCUUGCAAACAAUGAUAAGACUGACAUGCCUGCAAAGGCUGCACCAAUCCUAGAGACGCGAGUCAUUCCGGAACCACAAAUGUGUCCUGUAGAGCCCCCCGAGGAGGAGACUUACCAGAGCAGGUCUAGACCUGAGCCAUUCUACGAGAUAGAUACCAGCAUCCCCGUAGAAGAAUACCGGGAAGAAAGUCCCAGCCCGGUACGGAUAGAGCCGGAGCUUGUCCCAGAACCGGAUCCUCCGGCCUGUGAGGAGGAGGUUUGUCAAGAAGAGGAACCAGUCGUAGAAGCAGAGGACAUGACCCCGGUCUUGGAUUCCCCUCAAGAAAAAAGUGUAGGCUUUGUUAGUGUUCAAGAACUGAAUAAAGUGAAUGCGCAAUUAGCAAUGGACAUGGUAAAUGUGAGCCAAGAGGCCACUGCGCCACCGACGCCGGUCGUCGAGAGUUAUAAAGAGCCUCCUCCCAUCAUAGAGGAAAAGGUUGAAACGAUAACCAUAGUUAAUUCUACAAAGCCAGCAGAAAAACUUUCUUCCAUUGAAAGCAAAAAGAACAAGACUCGGAAAAAGAAAGAUCUAAACAAAAAAGGAGAGAGCAAAGAAGGCGGGGAGAUGGACGCUUUCCUUGACAAGGGACCUGAGUCUUUGGAAGGCUUAGAGACUGAUCUUGUCAUUUUUUCUUUGUUUUUUGCCAUAAGCAAAAAUCUUUACUUAUCAUCCCCUCAAAGCAACAAACAGAGGAACGUGUCCCUCCUAUGGUUGAGGAGCAGCGACCACUCUCCCCCUGUCCCAGUGGUGGAUUCUGACAUCCUAGAUUCCAUCCCUCUCCCUCCAGAACCAGCACCAUCUCCUCCAAAUGGUGAAAAGGCUUCAGAAGAUAAAGAAAAUUCUCCUGCAGAGGAUGCAGCAUCCAAACUUAUUUUAAAAUAUGAAUACAAAGAAGAUCAGUGGAGUCCACUGAACCCAGAAGGCAAAAAGCAGUAUGAUCGGGACUUUCUGCUUCAACUACAGGGUGAACCUAUGUCUCUGUGUAAACCUAGUAAUUUGCCAAAUCUUGAUGUGAUAAAAGACAAGGCCCAUAUUCAGAGGCUGACAGAAGUGAAUCGUGUGACGCCAAUGACAAUGCCUAUGAAGGCUUACAAUGAUCCCUUUGUUCCCACCUACGCCAGAGGAGGUGCUCAGAGACCUCCCCAUCCUUCCAUUGGCAGGCGUAGUCAACAGGGUGGUCGUGGCCCUGAAAAGCCAAAGAAGGUGAUCUCUUUCUCCAGUUCCUUGAAUCAGGCCGUUAAGUUGCACGAAUCUGAGAAUGCCUGGAAGCCUAUCCACAAGCAGGAAGUCCCUGCGGAAGAUAACUUAGAAACACAGGAAUUGUACCGCAGAGUCCGAGGUAUUUUGAACAAGUUGACGCCUCAGAAAUUUGAAACACUUGUAGAGCAGGUGAAAGGAUUUGACAUCAAUACAGAGGAAAAGUUGAAUGGAGUCAUAGAUCUGGUCUUUGAGAAAGCCAUUGAUGAGCCUAAUUUCUCUGUGCCCUAUGCAAACAUGUGUAAGCAACUCAAACAGAUAAAUGUUCCACUUGCUGGCCAACCUGGUCAGUAUGUCAACUUCCGCAAGCUGCUACUGACGAAAUGCCAGAAGGAAUUUGAACAAGAUACCAGGGAUGAGCUGAAAAGAGAAGAAAGAUUGAAAGCAAUUGAAUCUGCUGAUCAGGAUAAAAAGAAAGAAUUGCAAUUUGAAUUUGAUGAGGAAGAGAAAAAAAUGAGGUAUCGACAGCUAGGAAACAUACGGUUUAUUGGAGAACUGUUCAAACUGAACAUGCUUACUGAGCCAAUCAUGCAUGAUUGCAUUCAGAAGUUGCUAACACAAGGUGAUGAAGAGAGUCUUGAAUGUCUCUGCCGUCUACUAAAAACCAUCGGCAAAGAACUGGAGGGCAAUCCAGAUGGAAAGCCACAGAGGGGUGGCAGUAUGAUGGACAAAUAUUUUGGAGAGAUGCAGAAAAUAGUAGAGAAACGCUUGACUACUUCUCGUGUUAGGUUCAUGCUGCAAGAUGUCAUAGAUUUAAAAAGGAACAAUUGGGUCCCCAGGCGGGAUGAGAACAAUCCUAAGACAAUUGACCAGAUUCACAAAGAAGUAGAAAGGGAGGCUCGGGAACAGCAGCAGUCCUACCAAAACAUGCCCCCAUCAUCUUCUACCUACCCCAAGCGACUCAAUACAGAUGACCGACGGAAAGGUGGCAUGGGUCGCAAUAUUGGCAUUUCUGACGAUGGCUGGAUUCCUUCCUCUAAUAAAAGUAAUAAGGGAAGUUAUAUGGUUGAUCCCACGAAGCUCAAACUAACUAAGCCCGACGAAGUAGAAAGUAUGCGUUUGGGACCAGGUGGACGAGGUCUCCAGAGCUGGGGUAGAGGCAGCAGUGGGGGCAACAAGACUAGUCCUGCGGAAGAGAAAGCUUCAGCAGCCCUUACGACGAACAGGUAUUCUGCGUUAGCUGAUCAAACUUUGACACCAAACUUUGAAGGCCGACGGGGAUCCCAGAGGUCUGCAGCUUCCAGUCGCGAAUCUAGUCGAGGGCGUAGUGGGGCUGCGCAGCCACCACCCAUUCGCAAGACUUCUUCCACUUCGAAGGAACGGGAGAGUCUUCUAGAAACAGUCAAAGGACUAGCCAGGACUGGUCAACCUGCACAAGAGUCGAGGACAGUUACACAGGCCACGGAACCCUCAGUCAAAAGAGCACCACUGGUCGAAGAACAGAGGAGUCAUAUGAAUGGCAAAGUGACUGAAAGAGAUGCAUUGACGUUACGAGGACCAGAAUUGGAUGAAGAAGAAUUGGAGAAAAAAACAAAGCCUCUUAUUGAUGAAUUUCUACACAAUGCUGACUUUGAGGAAGCUAUAAAAUGUGUGACAGAGCUAUGCUGUCCUACAACCGUCCACCUGUUCAUUGAGUAUGCUGUGAACCAGGUGUUGGAGCGUUCUAGUCAGGCCAGGACCCUUCUAGGCCAACUUUUCUACCUACUCACUUCUAGGCAAAUCUUUACACUCCAGCAGUACAAAAACGGGUUUAAUGGUGUACUAAGCAACGUGGACGACUAUGCACUAGAUAUCCCUCUCAUCUGGGACUAUAUAGGUGAGAUCUUAGAACCCAUGGUAGAUGACAACAAGAUGCCCCUCUCUUUCCUCAAAGAAGUGCUCGAGCCCUGCCGGCCUUCGCUAACUGCCGGAAAGCUAGUGUCUGCUGUUCUGUGCUCUGCAAAAAAGAAGGGUACUUUCAAACUUGGAGAGGCAUGGCGAGAGUCUGGACUACAGUGGACUGAUUUCCUCGGAACUUCAGAAAAUGUUGAGGAUUUUGUACAUACUUAUAAACUAGAGUUCACUGUCACUCCGACUAAGACUUCUCCUCUCUCAACAGAGCUCUCUCCCGAAGAGAUGAGGAAGGAGCUGAGCUCCUUACUUCAGAACAAUAAAAAGAAUGAAGAGAUAUUCGAUUGGAUUGAUGCAAAUGUUUCUCAGAUGGCAGUCACAGAACCUUCCUUUAUUCGUGCCUUGGUGUCAGCAGUGCAUGAGAAUGCAAUUCACGGCUCUGGUCAAAAUUCAGAGUUGAUCCAAGCCAAGCUAAAAGAGAGAAUUCCGCUCUUGACGCGAUAUAUAGAACACAAGGAAAAUUUGGAGCUUCAAGCUUUAUAUGCAAUACAGUCUCUCAUGAACCAGUUGGACCAGCCCAAAGGUGUGUUGAGGCAGAUCUUCGAUCUACUGUACGACGACGACGUCAUCACGGACGAGACGUUUAAGCGCUGGGAGCAGAGCAGUGACCCCGACGAGAUGGUGGGCAAGGCGGUGGCGCUGCUGUCCGUCUCCCCCUUCUUCACCUGGCUGAGGGAGGCGGAGUCGGGAGACUCCGACCCCCCAGAGGAGGAGCCACGGCCCACGUGAGCGUGGUGCGGUUUCCUCCCUCCUCUCGCUCGACAGACGAGGGCGUCUGCGCCCUCGCUCGGAACCUCGCCGCCUCUCUACCCCCGGAGCUUUUUGUUGUUUAAAUGACUGACCAGUGAAACGAUAUCGACUCGCGAAAUGUACAUAGUUGAUUCUCGAGUGCCGUCGGUCUGAGGGGGGGAGAGGAACUUCCCGAUCUUGUCUGUUCUGUACCGAUUGUUUUUUAAGAAUAUGUGAUUUAGUAAUUUUUAAAAUUUGUUUAUCUUAUAAACAGCUUUCUAUGAAUCAAAUUAUUUUAAUAUAUUGCUUUGAUAUUGGCGGAAAGUCGCGAUCCUGCGUCUCCGGCUCCAGUUUUUGUGUCUGUGCCGUUUUUAUAAAUAAAUUCUAUUCAAAUUUUAGAGAUCGUGGGUCUGAUGCGACGUCUCGAGGGGAGGGAGUCGAUCGUCUGACGACGAUACGAGCCUUUCUCCCGUUGACUGCGGGCGGACUCGUAAACUAAAAUUUUGUGAUCGUACUUUCCUUCGGGAAGCAAAAAAUAGUUUCGAAAAGUGAACGUUAUGUCGAGUGAUGUCUUGCUUUUAAAAUAUUUUAUCGAGAGGAGUUCCCGGACGUGGGUCGAGCACAAAUUGUAAAUUGAAAGUGAAAUAUUGUACAGAAUACCAAGAGAAAAUGUUUAUUAUGCUGCAUUUCCGUUUUAUACCCGAGGCAUUCGGAAUCUGAAAAAAAAAAGCUCGUGUCGGGUAUCGAGACGGCGAGUGUCGACGGCAUGUAUGAAAUUCGUGGCUGGGUCGCCAUGCAAGUAUAAAGGACAUGAAUCUAAAACAGUGGACACUUUGUUCCGGCGAAGUGGGGUGGAAGACUUCCGUACACGUGCCUACGGGGAAAUGCCGACAAAAAAUUCCAGAGCAUCUUUUUUUCACCUUCGGGACCGAAAUCGUAUCCACAUCGAGUGAAAAAAAAGAAAAAAAAAAGGUUGUGCCUUCUAGGAAUAUUUUUCAGUUUUCUGCUCAACACACAUCGAGGAGGAAAAGGGGUCGACCGGACACCACCGUUCCUAAAAGUGGAAAGUUAAACCUAUUGUGUAUACUUAAUUCUUGUGUCACCAGGUCAUGAUUAGUAAAAUGGGGAUAAAAAAAAAUUAUUUAUAUUUUUACUUCUACUUCCAGGUGUGAUAUUAAAUGCUUGUAUAAAGGGAUUUUUAUGUGUAAACUGUUAUGUUGUUAAAUACAAUUUUUCUUCUUUUUUUUUUAAUUAGAAUGAGAGUGUCAAAUUGAUUCCUGUUUAUAUAACUCACUGCUGCCCUAUUUAUUAUGUAAAAAAUAUUUAGCAAAUACAGAAAUUUAUUUUGAUCUGUAGUCUUUCAGGUCAUUUGUGAGUGGAAGAGUAUAUAUACAUGAAACACAUAGAUAUGUAUAUAAAUAUACCUAAUGUUUUAUACAUCAUUCUGGCAAUGAGGUUUUUUGUAUCAUGGCUGCGAAAGAAAUUCAGUGUUAUAAAAACUUAAGAUUU
Uloborus diversus is the source of this 6414-nucleotide messenger RNA. It is a transcript of the gene eIF4G1, whose product is annotated as eukaryotic translation initiation factor 4 gamma 3-like. Gene Ontology annotation, cellular component: eukaryotic translation initiation factor 4F complex. Gene Ontology annotation, molecular function: translation initiation factor activity; mRNA binding; protein binding. NCBI's taxonomy places the organism in Eukaryota, Metazoa, Arthropoda, Arachnida, Araneae, Uloboridae. The record is from RefSeq and is a predicted model, not a curated record.